Messenger RNA from Dictyostelium discoideum AX4, 4398 nucleotides. RefSeq lists its product as hypothetical. Bases 1 to 4398 code for a protein of 1465 amino acids. Gene Ontology annotation, cellular component: plasma membrane; membrane. The record is from RefSeq and is a predicted model, not a curated record. Lineage: Eukaryota; Evosea; Eumycetozoa; Dictyosteliales; Dictyosteliaceae. The transcript is spliced from 3 exons.
AUGAAUAGGAAUUCAAACACUGAAAGAGAAAAUAAAAUUCAAAAGGAACCUUUAGUUGAAUUAAGUGAUAUGAAUAUUUCAUCUAAUCACCAUCAUCUGCUAUAUGAAGAUGAGAGUGAAAGUAGUAAUACAAGUUCAAAUACACCAAAUACAAAUAGAAAUAACCGAAUAUAUAAUAACAAUUUAAAUUCAAAUAGACAUACUAAAAGAUAUGAAAGAUUAGAUAUAGAUAAUAAUAAUAAAAAUAAUAACAAUAAUAAUAAUAAUAAUAAUAAUAAUAAUAAUGAUUACGAUAGCGAUAACGAGUAUGAUGGUGGUAGUGGUAGUGGUAGUGGUAAUGGUGGCGGUAGCAUAUUAAAUAGUGUAACAUCACAUUCUACACCACACACAAAUUCACCAUUUUUAAAAUCAAAUAGAACAUUCGACACAUAUAGUUUAAAUAAUAGCAAUAACAUUGGUAGUAGUAGCAGUAGUAACAAUAAUUAUAAAAAUAUAUACAACAAUAACAACGAUAAUGAUAAUCCUUUAUCGAGUGGUGUUUUUGAUUUAAACACUGUAAAAGGUUUCAUUUAUUAUAUUUAUUUCUCAUUAAGAUAUACUUUGUAUGGUGAUCUUAGAGUGGCUGUAAAAUAUGUUCACAAUAACUCAAAAAAGAAUCGAAAAAGUUUAUUAUUAGGUUUAUUUACAGUAUUUUUAGUUGUAUUAUUUAUAAGUUUUUUACAAAAUUUAAUUCAAUCAUCACCAAUUGUAUUUUUAAAAUUAUCAGAGGAUCAAGCAGGAGAGUUAGAUUUAGUAUUGAUUGGUGAUCCUGGUAAUUAUGUUUCAAGUAAUCAAAGUCAAAGUUUAACAGUUGUAAAUACAGAUUCAGAAGAGGAUCAAUAUUUAGAUAAAACAAGUAAAUCAAGUACUUCAACGAGAAUUAAAAAAGCAUUGGAAUUAAUUAAACAACAAGGUUUGGUUGAAGAGAGAUUAUCAAAGAGUCCAUUCUAUUUAUUCAAUGGUUUUUUGGGUGGUAUCAGUGAUCAAUUAUCAUUUUUAACAAUGGAUUAUUCAGGUUAUUUUGUAAAUUCAACUUAUUUAACUCAAAAAUUAGCUGAUGCCUUAACUGUUCAUGGUGUUGCUCCACGUUGGAUUUCAAUUGCUGCAAUUACAACCUCAAACACAACAUCAACCACUAGUAGUAGUUUAUCAUCAAGUGGUAGUUUAUCAUCAAGUGAUAGUUCUGACGAUGAUAAUAAUAAUAAUAAUAUUAAUAAAAAUGGUGCAACAUUAUUAAUUAUGUCAAUUAAUUCAACAUUGGAAAAAGAAUUAGGAUUGGGAAGAGGUUGGACAUUACCACCAUUGGUUGGUAAUCAAAUUCAUAUUAGUGCACCAUUUUUAAGAAGAAUUAAUGUUAAAGCAAUGAAUAAUCAAGUGGUACAUUUACAUAUGGAUUUCAUUGAUAUUUUACAACGUUUAGGAUUGCCAGCUACUUUUCCAAGUUUUGAAAGUUUAGUUGACUCUAUUCAAUUACAAAUUGGAUUCAAAAUACCCAAAGAAAUGGAUGUUACCGAUUUGAUUGAAACUUAUGACCUAAUGAACCCUGGAACUCAUAUUGAAGAUACCCUAAGUGAUUUGUUUGGUCCAAAAGGAUUCGUUAUCGAUUCGAAAAGUGGUACAAUGACAUUCUAUCCAUUGGUUGCAUUGAGAGAGUUUUAUAAUUCAAUUCGAUCGGAUUUAUCAAUUGAUCACGAUUUGGUGGUUAUGGGUUCAAUCGAUGAGCCAGGUGGUAAAUAUCCAAAUACAAUUGGUAAUGUUGGUAUAUUGGAAUCAUCAUAUUUGGAAACAUUGAUAAAGGAGAAAUUGGAGCAAUUUAAUAAUCAAAUCACAAGUAAAGACUAUAAGGAUUUUUUAACAUUCUUAGAGGUUGAAGCACAAGAGUUUGGUUUAUCAAAUGUUACCGAUUACAUUGGUCAAUAUAAUAGAUUCGUAGAUAAAUUUGAAUCGUUUAGAAAAUCAUUCAAAUUAAAUGAUUUUUCAAUGACACCAGUGAUAAUGCUAGAGAAUCGUGUAAAGGUUUACACCUCCUCCAAUGAAGAUAUGGUCAAGGGUAUGAUGGCAUUCACAAAUCAAGUCUCCACUUUAUUGGGUAUAAGUUAUCCAGUUUCUUUCACAACUCCAUUAGCAACAACACUUCAAUUGUUCAUUUAUACAAAGUUAUCAUUGAAUCAGAUUUUCAAUUGUGUCGCUGCAGUCUUAUUGGUAUUGGGUGCAUUAAUGGUCUAUAGUUUGCUUUUAAGUGAUGUUGAAGGUAAAACAUUUGAAUAUGGUAUGUUACGUGCUCAAGGUAUGCGUCAAUAUGCUUUGAUUCUAUUGCUCUUGACUCAAUCACUCUAUUUCAGUAUUCCUGGUAUUGUUUUUGGUCUAUUCAUUGGUUGGUGCCUUUAUGCAAUCGUUGCCUACUUUGUCUAUGUUCAAUUUGUAUUAUUACCAAUCGAUUUAACAUAUCAUACCACAAGUAUUGUAUCAGGUUUGCUCAUGGGUUUUCUUAUGCCAAUCGUUGCAAAUAUCGCACCAAUUCAACGUGCUUUAUCACGUACACUACGUGAUGCACUCGAUGUUUAUCAUCAAGUAAAGAAUGAAACAUUGGUUAAAAUCGAAAAACUAGAAGAAGUUGGUUUAGAUGUACUUCAAACAUUGUUGGCAUUGUUGGCUGUGGCUGUUGGUUUCACCGUCUAUUAUUUAAUACCGCUAUCAUUUACAUUUAGAAAUAUGGGACUUUUCUUUGGUAUUCUCACUGGUAUUCUAAUGGGUAUGUUAUUUGGUAUGUCAAUGUUGGCACAAGCAGUUCAACCAUUAUUAGAGAAAGCCGUCAUUUUCACAUUAAUUGUUGGUCCCGAUAGAAGAUCACUUUAUCAAUUGGUUAGAAAGAAUCUUUUCUCUCAUAGUACUAGAAAUUCAAAGACUGCCACAAUGUUAACCAUUAGUUUAACAUUUAUCAUUUUCACAGGUUGUGUAUUCCGUUUACAGGGUCAUAACAUUCAAGAGUUGGUACGUUUAGGUAUUGGUUCUGAUAUUUCCGUAUUGGCCACAAGUAUUAAGAAUCCAAUUCCAGAGGCUGAUAUUAGAGCUUUCUUGGAUAAUGAUAUAGCAAACAAUACCAACUCUGUCAUUAGCGAUUAUACCGUUAUCACAUUCCCAUUGGAUAAAGUUAUGAAUAUUAGAUCCACUCAUUUAAUGCCAUUGGCUGAAUAUCCAUCGGUAAAUGUUAGAAUGUAUGGUGUCGAAAGUAAUUUCCUUUCAAGUGCUUAUUUAGAUUUCUAUGAAGUAACUGAAAUGUCCAAAACAAUAACUUUCCCAACCAUAGAUAAUGGUGCUGGUAAGAAGAUACCCGAUGUUAUCAAUAGUUUAUAUGUUAAUGAACAUCGUGAUAUCAUUUCAGAGGAUUUCAAUGGUGUAAUCACUCCACCACCAAACAUUGUAUCAAAUGGUAGUCAACAAUAUCCUACAAAUAGUCCAGUUUGGAAAUGGUUAAAGAAUCAUUUGAACAACACUUACAUCUAUCAAAAUUAUACAGAUAUCAUUUUCAGUGAAGCAUUUAGAUUGACUUGUGGUGUAGAUACAGAUUCACCAUUCAAUUUGGAUAUAGAGUAUAAACAAUAUAGUAACGCAGUGAAUCAUAUUACAUUGUUAGCAAAAGGUCAAUCAAUGGUUAGAAUGUUCCCAUCAUUCUUUUUCUCAACUUAUUCUCAAACUUCCUAUGGUUCUCCCAUUUUGGUCAAUGAUGAUGAAUUCUAUAGAAUUAUGCAGAUGGUUUACUCUGUUACCAACGAUCCAUCGGUUGUUUUACCAAGUGUUGCUCCAAAAUCAAAAGUACUCAUUAAAUUAAAACAAGGUACCUCUGAAAUUGAAAGAGAGUACGUCAUCAAUGGUGUUAGAAAUUUCAUUAAAACUGAUAAUAUUCAAGUUAUGGAUACUCAACAUCUUUUGGACACAACAGAGACUGCCGUCACAAUUUUAAAUAUCUUCUUUUACACAGUUUCAGUGGCUUCCAUUGUUUUGUGUUUCUUUAUGCUAUGGGUUUCAUUCAGUGCAAAUAUUCAUGAAAACUCUUGGGAAUUUGGUGUUUUACGUUCAAUUGGUUUAACAAGUUUUCAAGUUACUCGUAUCUAUAUCUAUGAAGCAUUGGUUUUAAUCUUUUCUUCAAUGAUACUUGGUCUUUCAAUUGGUUUAGGUAUCGCCCUAACUCUUACCCUUCAAUUCGAUCUUUUCACAGAGUUACCUUUUAGUUUUGAAUUCCCAUACUUUUGGUUCAUUGGUGUACUCAUUAUGUCAAUUUGUAUCGCUAUCUUUGUUUCUUAUCAAGCAUCAAAAGAAUAUAGAACAAGAGAAAUUGCAUCAGUUUUAAAGGGUAAAUAA